AUGUCUUCUCGACCCGUCAAGAUUCUCAUAGCCAAUCGAUCUGAGAUUGCAUGUCGCCUUAUCAGGACCUACUCGCUCUACUCGAACAUCCACACUGUAGCUCUAUUCACUCCUUCUGAGAAGGAUGCGACACACGUGCGCCUUGCAACUACAGCAGUGCAGCUACCGCGAGAAGGUCCAGGUGCAUAUCUGGACGCGGCUAAUAUCGUCGAUAUUGCGAAGAAAGAAGGAUGCUGGGGUAUCGCACCGGGCUAUGGUUUCUUGUCCGAAGAUGCAGGUUUGGUGAGGCUAUGCGAGGAGAACGGCAUUGUAUUCAUCGGACCAUCGAGCGAGCAGUUGGCACACCUUGGAGACAAGAUCAGCGCGAGGACCUUGGCGGCAAAUGCACGUAUACCCAUUCUAGAUGGCACGAAAACCCGAGUUGAUGGGGGUUCUUCCAUCACGGAUGUACUGGCAUUCGGAAAGAGCCUGGGCCCAGCAAGCAAGAUCAUCCUGAAGGCUGCAGCUGGUGGUGGAGGGCGCGGUAUCCGCAUCAUUGAUGACAACACGGACGAGCAAGCCAUUCGCUCAGCUUACGAAGCUUGUCAGCGAGAGGCACAUGCGUCCUUCGGCAAUGGAAGUUUGUUCGCGGAGCGAUACCUGGACGGUGCUAAACACAUCGAAGUGCAGCUUCUGGGAGACGGUACUGGAGAAGUGUGCCAUUUCUGGGAAAGGGAAUGCUCGCUUCAGCGCAGAAACCAGAAAGUCGUGGAGAUUGCGCCCUCGAACUCCAUCACGCCACGGCUUAGGCGAGCCAUCAUUAAAGAUGCUGUGAAACUGGGCAAAGCAGUGAAGUUGCGGAGUCUCGCCACAAUCGAGUUCCUUGUCGACGCAGCAGCUGAGAACUAUUACUUCAUGGAGGCGAAUCCAAGGAUACAGGUCGAGCAUACCAUCACCGAGCAGAUUACUGGUGUUGAUUUAGUGGAUUUACAACUUCAGGUUGCCUUGGGACGAACGCUCGCAGACCUGCACAUAACCGGGGAGCCUCCGUCACCACGACUUACAUCCAUACAGCUACGGAUCAACGCUGAAAGCUUCAAGCAAGAUGGCACUGCCCAACCUGAAGCAGGGACUAUUCGACAAGCACACUUCCCUACAGGAGCAGGCGUACGAGUCGAGACGGCCCUUGAAGGCGGCCGGAAAUAUGCCGUGAGCCCUCUGUUCGACAGCCUUUUAGCGAAACUCAUUGUCACGUCGUUUUCGUAUGAGUCUGCCCUGCGGCUGGCUCGUUGGGCCAUCGACGAGACAAAGAUCGUGGGAUGCAGGACGAACCAGGCAUUCUUAAUGGCUUUACUGAAUAGCCAACCUGUGCAAGAGGGCAAGAGCAAUAUCUUGACCAUCCAAGAGAACUUUGAGCAGCUGUACAGCGCCACGCAACAGUUUGAAGACACGCUAAGGGCCAAAGAUGACAGCAGCUCUCAAGAAGAUACCUCGCAAACGGAGGUUGCAGCUAAGGUUGAGCGACCUGCAGGAUCUGAAGAGCUUCCCGCGCAUCUCACUGGGGUUGUCCUGUCCAUGAAAGUGAGCGAAGGCGACAAAGUCACAGCUGGCCAAGAAUUGGCUGUUCUUGCGGCGAUGAAGAUGGAACAUUCCGUCCGGAGCGCGUACAAUGGUGUUGUGGCGAAAGUCGCCGUUACGGAGGGACAGCAAGUAAAUGCAGGCGAUCCUCUUCUCUUCAUCAGGGCAGAUGACGACAGUUCAACCACAAAUACGCACGCUCUGGCCGAGACCGAAAACCCAGAGGUGCUGCGGCCGGAGUUGACGGAGCUGAACGAACGAAAGGCUUUUCUCCGGUAUGCGGCGCGCGACGAGGAUGUGGCCAAGCGCCAUGCAAAUGGAUACCUCACGGGCCGGGAGAAUAUCGACUUGCUGGUAGACAAAGAUUCAUUCGUUGAGUAUGGAGACCUUGUGGUUGCGGCACAAAGGAAAAGAUACCCGAUGUCCCAUCUCAUCGCUCGAACAAGUGGAGAUGGUAUCAUCGUGGGCUGGGCGAAGAUAGACGCUCACCCAGUCGCAGUUGUCAUUGGUGAUUACCUGGUCCUUGCCGGCACGCAAGGAUACUUUCACCAUCAGAAGUUAGACCGCAUCUUCCAAUCGAUCAUUGACCAUCCUGCGCCACUGGUUUUCUACGCUGAAGGAGGUGGUGGGAGACCGGGUGACACCGACCACUUGGGUAUGGCGGGCUUGAAAACACCAUCGUUCGCUCUGAUGGGUCAGAUCAAGGCAAGAGGAAUACCUUCUAUUGCAGUGGUGAAUGGAUAUUGCUUUGCGGGCAACGCCGCAUUCUUGGGGACGUGCGACAUUGUCAUAGCUACGAGAGGUGGUUCCAAAGACGCGCCGCAGAGGAAGUCGACCACGAUCGGCAUGGGCGGCCAAGCAAUGAUCGAGGGCGGUGGACUUGGCCGGUUUGAGCACGAACAUAUCGGUCCUGUCGAUGUCCAUAUGCGCGCGGGUGGCAUCGAUGUACUUGUGGACACUGAGGUCGAAGCUGCGCCGCUGGUCCGCAAGAUCGUCAAUCUGUUCACACAUCCGCGGCUGCCACCAUCCGAGAGUCGUUACACAUCAGACCCUCUUCGCCUUCGCACCGCAGUGCCGCCAGUGUCGUCCCGUCGAAGAGCAUAUGAUGUUCGUCAUGUGAUCAACCUCCUCCUUGACGACGACAGCUUCAUCGAGUUCUGCCCCGAGUGGGGUCUCUCUGUGAUCACAGGCUUUGGCCGCAUCAACGGCCACGCAAUUGCAAUCGUGGCUUCCAACUCUUCAUCUCCCCUCGGCGGCGCAAUCGAUGUCGCAUGCGGCGCAAAAGUCAAUCGCCUUUUCCGCCUCCUCAUCCGUCUCGGCGGUAUGCACCUCCUCAGCCUCUGUGACACCCCUGGAUUCAUGGUCGGCCCGGAUUUCGAACGAUCGGUCGAAGCUCAAGGUGCCGGAAGCACAUACCGCUGCUUCGGUGACUGGUUCGGCAACUCUCAAGAAUUCGCCCUUCUCGGUGGUCGCGUCCUGGGAGUCGUGCUGCGAAAUGGUUUUGGUCUAGGCGCACAAGCGAUGCUCGGUGGUGGAAGUUUGAACAACAGCAUGUGCGUGGCGUGGCCGAAUGCCGUCUUUGGAGGUAUGGGCAUCGAAGGCGCAGUCAGGCUUGCGUACAAGAAAGAAUUGGAAGCUAUCGAAGAUCUUGAAAAGAGGAAGAAAGAGGAGCAGGACAUGAUCGACGUCAUGUACAGCGAAGGGAAGGCGAUCAAUAUGGCUAUGGCGGCUGAGAUUGAUAGUGUGAUCGAUCCGGCUACGACGAGGAAAUGGCUGGAGCAGAUGAUCGAAGUGUUACCAGAGCGGGUGCCGAGGUUUGUCAAGGGAAGAGGACGUGCGAAGAUUUGA
Messenger RNA from Fonsecaea nubica, 3405 nucleotides. RefSeq lists its product as hypothetical. Bases 1 to 3405 code for a protein of 1134 amino acids. NCBI's taxonomy places the organism in Eukaryota, Fungi, Ascomycota, Eurotiomycetes, Chaetothyriales, Herpotrichiellaceae. The transcript has a single exon. The record is from RefSeq and is a predicted model, not a curated record. Gene Ontology annotation, molecular function: metal ion binding; ATP binding; ligase activity.